Molecule: messenger RNA, 1865 nt
Organism: Parasteatoda tepidariorum (common house spider)
Lineage: Eukaryota; Metazoa; Arthropoda; Arachnida; Araneae; Theridiidae
Product: Golgi-associated PDZ and coiled-coil motif-containing protein
Biological process (GO): negative regulation of protein localization to cell surface
Cellular component (GO): membrane; Golgi apparatus; trans-Golgi network transport vesicle
Molecular function (GO): transmembrane transporter binding
Source: RefSeq, a predicted model, not a curated record
UAAUGAUCGAAUUAAUUGUAAUCGUAAAAGAAAUCGAGACUAAUUGUUUGUUGUCUGCUGAAGUUGAACUUUCUGCAUUUGUAAAUAUUUCUUCGGAUGCUCUAUUAAAGUUCUGUAAAUGUAUUUUUUUUUACGCUGAAGUAUAGAAUUCUACACAGAAAAAGGGAUUAAAAUAUACCUUACCACUAUGGCUAUAGGAGCGACUGGUAUUCAGUGGUUAGAUUUACUCGAAUCAGAGUUUGAUAAAUCAUUUGUUGAUUUAGAUAUGCUGAUUGGCGAGGUUGACGAAGAUCAAGGGGAUAUAGUUUAUGCAGCUCGACAAAAACUAACUGCUCUUAGUACAGCUUUCGCGCAAUUAACUCAUAAAUGCCAAGUUGUAUUUGAAAACAGCAUUAAAAUUGAGAAAGAAUUAUCCAGAAUACGGAGAGAGUUAUGCGAAGCUGAAGCUUCAAAAUUAUCACUCCAAAAAGAAUUGCAGCAUUUAUUACUUCAGCUACACUCCGCACAGCUACAAGUCACAGCCCAGACGGGACAUGCAGAAGAUUCUGAAGCUAUAAUGCAAAAAUUGGAAUCAGAAAUGGAGUCUUACCGUACUAAAGUGUAUAAAGAAUCUCUAACAGAAUCUCAUAUUGAACAACUUAAAAACGAAAAUGAAAUCGUCAAGCUUUGCAAUGUUGCUCUGCAGAGUGAAUUGUUUGGAUCAAGAUUAGCUGCAAAAUAUCUAGAAAAAGAACUAGCUGGAAGAAUCCAACAAAUUCAACUACUGGGCAAAGACUUAAAGUCUGAAGACCACAACAGACUAUGGGAACAAUUAGAAGCUGAGAUACACCUUCAUCGUCACAAAACAGUCAUCAGAGCCUGUCAGGCUCAGAGAGGAUUUGGAUGUCUUUCUCCGCCUGCCCAUGAUUUUAACUCAUUAAGGAAAUCACAAGGAGUUGGAGAGAUCAGACUCAUAACUUUAGAAAAGGGGGAAAAUGAAGGUUUAGGUAUAUCAAUCACUGGUGGAAAAGAACAUGCGGUACCUAUUGUGAUAUCUGAAAUUCAUCCUAACAUGCCUGCCUGGAGGAAUGGUCAAUUGUUUGUCGGAGAUGCAAUUCUUUCAGUCAAUGGAAUUGAUCUAACUGACAAGAGGCACAACGAAGCAGCACAAAUUCUUUCCAACCAACAUGGAAAAAUUACUCUUGAAGUCAUAUUUGUCGCCCCUGACGAAGAAUGGGGCAACGAUGAAAACAACCCAACAUAUGAGUGUCCAUUCUUUGAUUGUCACACCACCCAACAUCUUUCGUUGUACGCAAAGAAGCAGCAGAUGGUCGACAAGGCUGUCUCUGCAUCUUCCUUGUGUGACCCAUCCUCUGACAUCAAUCAAAAUGAUGAGUCCUCCAAUAAGGAAAAUGUUUCUUUAGAGGAGCCUACAUAUCAAAACUCAGAAAGUUCAAAUUAUUUGCACAAAGAAAAUGUUGUUGAUAUCAUAGUUCCUGAUAGAAAAAUUUUGAACAAUGUUUGGCGGUCUUUGAUGUCGGAGAAAGAAAAGAUAAGAUGCUCAGAUGAAGAAUGAUGAUCCUGAAAACAAAUUAUUGUACAUAAGAUUUACUGGACUUUUUAGUGGAUAAUUUGUCCUUUUUACUAAGAACAAAAUAUUGCAUUUUCUUGUAAUAAUAUUCAGAGAGACUAUAAAUUAGUGACUGGGUUUCUUGUUGAUUAAAGUACACAGGAGAAAAGAUCAAAUACAUAAUGUACAUUGCAAGAAAGUAAAUUUUUAAAAACAUAAAAUGAAUGAAGAAAUUUUUUUACUCUAAAUUCAAAAUGUAACUUUUUCAACUGGCAGAUUUAUGUUAAGUAGGUGUAAUAAAAAUUAAAACACUAUG